CUUGCUCUCGCUACGGUCACUCCUUCCACAAACAAGCCGCCAUGGCUUCAGCAACAGCUUCAGAUCUCCAGAUUUCGUCACAGCCCCCGCCACAGAGCCUGAACACCUCAGCAAGCACACAAUUCCCCACAGUCAACAUUGGCACGCGCAAUUCCGCACUUGCUUUGGUGCAAGCCAACGCUGUCAAGCAGGCUUUGAAAGAUGCCAACCCAGACCGGACCUUUGAGAUCUGCCCUGUCAUGGUGCACGGUGACAGGGACAAGAUCACCCCCCUGCAGCAAUUGAGCCAGGGAGAGAAUGCAAAGAGCUUAUGGACGGGCGAGCUAGAGAGCAUGCUGGAGAAGUGUGACUUGGAUAUCAUUGUCCAUUGUCUGAAGGACAUGCCUACUCACCUCCCUGACAACCUCCUUCUCGGCGCCAUCCUCGAGCGUGAAGAUCCCAGCGACGCCCUCAUCAUCUCGCCUCGUCUACCCAAAGAAACGACGCUCGCCACACUGCCUCAAGGUGCCACCAUUGGUACGUCUUCUGUCCGCCGCGCCGCUCAGCUACGCAAGCUCUACCCGCAUCUGAAGUUCGCCGACCUACGAGGCAAUGUUGGAACCAGGUUAGGCAAGCUGGAUGCCGAGGACUCGCAAUACUCCGCUAUCAUCCUCGCAACAGCUGGAUUGAACAGGAUAGGGUUUGCAAACCGAAUCAGCCAGAAACUCACAAGCUCCACCGGCGGCAUGCUGCACGCUGUGGGGCAGGGAGCUCUGGGCAUUGAGAUCAGAAGAGACGACGAGGUUAUGCAGAGCAUGCUCAGCAAGAUCAGAUGCGAGCGCACAACGCGAGCCUGUGGCGCAGAGCGUGCGCUUCUGCGUACACUCGAGGGAGGCUGCAGUGUGCCGAUUGGUGUUGAGACAACAUGGCGUGGAGGUAAGGGCCUGGCGGUCGGCGCACAGCCAGCGAAGGACUACGACAAGCACGGUGCCGCUCUCGAGGUUUCAGAGCCGGAUCUCGAUGACCAGGAGCUGGUGCUCAAGACGCUGGUCGUCAGUGUGGAUGGAACUGAGUUCGUCGAGCACGAGGCAGUGCGGAAGGUCCGGUCUGCAGAGGAAGCCGAUGAUUUCGGCAAGGAGAUCGCAAAGGUGUUAAUCGAGAAGGGUGCAGGCAAGAUCCUGGAGCAGAUCAAAGUUGAGAAGCAGUGGGGAGCGAAGAAGCAAUUGGAAGCCAUGGGUGUCUUACCAGGCACAGCAUAGAUGGCCCAAGUACGGGGCCAUGAGCGCGCAAGCUUGUUUCCCGGCACAGCAUAGUAACUGAGCUGCCAUAGCGAAAAGCAGACAAUGCUAUAUGAGACAACUCACAAGCA
Messenger RNA from Macroventuria anomochaeta, 1348 nucleotides. RefSeq names its product porphobilinogen deaminase. The record is from RefSeq and is a predicted model, not a curated record. Gene Ontology annotation, cellular component: cytoplasm. Gene Ontology annotation, molecular function: hydroxymethylbilane synthase activity. Bases 42 to 1238 code for a protein of 398 amino acids. The transcript has 2 exons. Lineage: Eukaryota; Fungi; Ascomycota; Dothideomycetes; Pleosporales; Didymellaceae. Gene Ontology annotation, biological process: heme biosynthetic process.